Messenger RNA from Peromyscus maniculatus bairdii (prairie deer mouse), 4639 nucleotides. It is a transcript of the gene Nmnat2, whose product is annotated as nicotinamide nucleotide adenylyltransferase 2. Lineage: Eukaryota; Metazoa; Chordata; Mammalia; Rodentia; Cricetidae. Gene Ontology annotation, biological process: NAD+ biosynthetic process. Gene Ontology annotation, molecular function: nicotinamide-nucleotide adenylyltransferase activity; nicotinate-nucleotide adenylyltransferase activity. Gene Ontology annotation, cellular component: Golgi apparatus. The record is from RefSeq and is a predicted model, not a curated record.
UAAAGGGAGGCGGGGAGUGACGCGGUUUGCGUCUAGAGCGGCUCCUUGGAGUCCACAGCAUCCACCGCCGGAGCCUCGCCUUCCUUUCUCCGUCUGCAGACAUAACGAGACACAAAAAGAGGCAACCCCUGGACCAGCGCGAGGGACCUACUCCCAUCAUGACCGAGACCACAAAGACCCACGUUAUCCUGCUGGCCUGCGGCAGCUUCAAUCCCAUCACUAAAGGGCACAUUCAGAUGUUCGAAAGAGCCAGGGAUUAUCUGCACAAGACCGGAAGAUUCAUUGUGAUCGGUGGGAUUGUCUCUCCUGUCCACGACUCCUAUGGAAAACAGGGCCUUGUGUCCAGCCGGCACCGUCUCAUCAUGUGUCAGCUGGCCGUCCAGAAUUCCGACUGGAUCAGAGUGGACCCAUGGGAGUGCUACCAAGACACCUGGCAGACCACCUGCAGCGUGUUGGAACACCAUCGAGACCUCAUGAAGAGGGUGACCGGCUGCAUCCUCUCUAAUGUCAACACGCCUUCCAUGACGCCUGUGAUUGGGCAGCCACAGCAUGAGAACACCCAGCCCAUCUACCAGAACAGCAACGUGACCGCCAAACCCACCGCAGCCAAGAUCUUGGGAAAGGUGGGAGAAAGCCUCACCAGGAUCUGCUGUGUCCGCCCUCCCGUGGAGCGCUUCACCUUUGUAGAUGAGAAUGCCAACCUGGGCACAGUGAUGCGGUAUGAAGAGAUUGAGCUGCGGAUCUUGCUGCUGUGUGGUAGUGACCUGCUGGAGUCCUUCUGCAUCCCAGGACUCUGGAAUGAGGCAGAUAUGGAGGUGAUUGUUGGGGACUUUGGGAUCGUGGUGGUGCCCCGGGAUGCAGCUGACACAGACCGAAUCAUGAAUCACUCCUCAAUACUCCGCAAAUACAAAAACAACAUCAUGGUAGUGAAGGAUGACAUCAACCAUCCCAUGUCUGUAGUCAGCUCCACCAAGAGCAGGCUGGCCCUGCAGCAUGGGGACGGCCAUGUCGUGGAUUACCUGUCCCAGCCAGUCAUCGACUACAUCCUCAAGAGCCAGCUGUACAUCAACGCCUCGGGCUAGCGACACCCGGCUCUCUCCUCGCCCCUCGUCCUCUGCCGACACACUGGCCCCUCCAGCCACUGUCAGACCCCAUUUUCUCUCUGCCUCUGUUUCUCUGUCCUCAUCUUGACUGUUCUCCCCACUGGCUGACUUAACCCCCACAGUGUGGGGGGCCUGCGAAGAACCGUGAUUUCCCAUUCCACAGUCGUCUUUGGAUAAACUUUUCCUCUAGUCUGCGGGUCGGGGGUGGGUAAGGGAACAGGGUGGGAGUUGGGGGGAGUGCAGCCCUUGGAGACGUACUGGUGUCCGUCUCCCAGCAUGCUCUAGAGAGGCGACUCUGGUGCCCAUUCUCCCAGCAUGCUCUGGGGACGGGGGUCAGGCUCUCGCCUUCCCAGCAUGCCCUUUACCACAAAGGGCUAUUUUCCUUUAUUUCAUUCCCUUUGUCCACUUCUUGUAGAACUUGGAUGGAAUCAGUGUGUGUGGUUUUUAUGUUUGUAGUCUUGAUGCUGUCCUGUGGGUCACUUCCCUCCUGACAGGACACGAUAGCCAGUCUCAGUACACAAAGUGCGUGAGGGCCACACCCAGGAAAGAAGGCGGAGCCGCUUCUGCUUCUUCAACACACAUGCAUGCAUGCACAAAGUCAGACACACACACACACACACACACACACACACACACACACACACACACACCAGCAACAACCCCAGACCCCCUUUGGUCAGGAAUAAGACUCUCAGGUUCUGAAACCUGGCACACAAGUCUGGGAAGAGUACGACUUCUCAGAAUUUGAGUCCCUGGUUUCAGAUGACCAUGGUCCUGAUGCUCUGUGUCUGACUGGUGGCAUUGUGUGGGUUCGCUGCCAACCAGGCAUUUCCAGAGAGCAAAAGCCCUUAGGGGCCAUGGUAAGGUGUGUUCCUGCCCGUGAGAGGAAUCUCAGGCGAGACCAAGAGCUGAUAAUCCAUUCAUUUCUUUUGAAAACACGGUAAGAAUCACUUGACCAUAGAGAGUCUUUGCUAAUUGGGACUAUUUAUUGCCUGUUUGGCUAGGAAUGCAAUUUGUUGCCCUGAGGAGAAUUCAUGAUCCCCACCCACUCAACCUGAGGUUGCCCAGCAGUGCCCAACCAAGGUCCCUUCUUUCCUGGAAAGCGAUCACCCUUGUUCCUGAGCUGGCCCAUUGGUCUCUGCAGAGCCCAGCAGCAGCUAAUGCCCUAGGAGGUCUGCUUGACAAGAGCGGACUCACAACAGAGCUGUCCACCCCGCCCCCCAUUUCUCCUCACUGUCCACCCCUUCUCUCUACCUCUGAAGACAGUUGGGCACUCAUACCCUGCCUGGAGAGCUAGUAGGAGAUGGCUUGUAUGUUUUGUGUGUCCCAUCCAGUCUCUAGCUCUUGGGUUUCUGGCUGUUCACGGGGAAUGGCUCCUGGGUACGAGGCUACUUUUAACUUCUAACAUGAACAUGGCCCAGGUGGGACUGAACAGGGGUGAUAGUUUUUACGUCACGUUCCACCGUCCUCAGCUGACUCCAAGAGAAAGAAGUGAGUCCACAAGCUGAUAGAGUAGCCCCUAAGCUGUCAUUCUCAGGCUGUAGAAAUGAUCUCCAGAGGGAAGAGAUCGUUUCUAUAAUCUAGAGGUCCAAUGUUUGGCUAAAAGUCGUGGAAAAACUGACAGAGAAAACCUGGAGAACCCAUUUGCUCCCGGGGUCUUUGAAAUCAAGGGAGCAGAAACCCUGGGGAGUCAGUGUCUGGUCCAGGACCAUGCAGCACAUCCUGGGAAGCCUGAUGAGAGGAUGUUGUUUCCCCGAGACGAGAGAAAACGAGGAGACGGGCUGCCUGGGGAAACGUGGCGUUUGCAAGCCUCCGGAGCUGACGAGGGUCCACAGAAGCAGACCCAAGAAAGACUACUUUUCUCUCAUUCCUUUGGGUCACCGUGUUCCCCCUCUGGACUCUGGUCAUUUACUCCACAGCCUGAGAUAAGGACCCAGGCUAGCCCAGCCCCCUCAGGGCAACAGGCAGGUAGGAGCCGGGAAGGAAAGGGAGGUGAGCUGAGAGGACAGAUGCAGAAGUGGGCUUCUGAGAAGCAGGUGGCCAGAUUGUAUCUUGGGUGUGUAAAAACGGCUUCCCUUUAACAAACACAAGCGAGUCCCCUUCCAGGUGGAAUCGUCCAUUCGCUUCCCUGUCUCUUUCUCCUUUGGUUGGCCCAAAGGUAAAGCCACACCCACCCCUCCCUCCCAUGCAGAAUAUCGCUGUGUGACUGCGGCUGUGACCUGCCCCAGCCAAGAUAGUUUUAAGUGGUGCCUCGCAUGUCCUCAGGAUAGCCUUUGGGCUCUGACUUGUCUUUGGGGGAUCUGCGGCUCCCUGUGAAGGCUAGCCAGCCUGUUACUAGCAUGGCCCCAAGAUGCUGAUGAAGGCACAGACUGGAACGAUCUGUCAGUGAAAAAAAUGUCCCUGCCAUUUUUUUAGAAAGAGGUUGAUAGAUGGGCAGGACUUUAAUAAGUCUCUCCUCCAGGGAUGGGGCUGGGGGGACCCUGGGUUUCUAGUCUGUCACACUCCCAAUCCCAGGUAGCCUCUGGGCCCCUGGCUUUCAUUUUCUUUGAAUGUACAUUGAGCCAGCAAACGGAAUCUCUUCUUGAAGUGCCUGAAAUCACAGCUGAAGUUUCCAGAGACACUGCUCUUCCUAUUUUGGCUUGGCCACAUGUUUUAGUCUCAAUUUCAGGAUCUCUGAAAGAACUCACGACCUUGCUAUUCAAGUAAGUAGAGAGGAUAAUCGAACUGCAUCAAAAGCCGGAGGAAUACAGAGAGCCCAAACCCUGUUCCUCACUCCAGUAUUCUCACACACACUUUUAGGGGACUAAGAGAAGCAUGCCCGUGGUUUUGUUUUUGUUUUUGUUUUUUUUUAAUAGAAUAGAAAUGCAAUGCCAGGUGUGGUGGCCCAUACGUGUGAUCCCAACACUGAGAGGUAGAGGCUGGAGGAUCAGGAGUUCAAGCCCAGCCGCUGGACAUAUAAGACCUUGUCUCAAAACAAAAACAGCAAUGUAAAAACAGUCCACGAAAAGCCCAGAAUCUCUCCCAGGGUUACAGCAAGAGAGGCAUUCAAAGGAUGGAGAUGGGCUGAUUUUGUAGCUGAUGUAAUUAAGACACCGUAGAGCUAGCCUGUGGUAACGAGGAGGGUGUGCUCUGCCAGGCUGAUGACCCACACCUUCCUGUGAGCUGAGUGGUAAACUCAACUCCUUAUGUGGUUUCUGUGUAGUAUGAGUUUGGAAGUGUCCUAGUAGCCUGUUCCAGUUAGUUAGAAAUGAGUUGCAGUCUUUCUCACCUCCUUUGGUGGAGUCCCAAAGCCCUCAGCUUGAUCCUCGUGGGGUUGGAAUGGGGAGGAGGAAGCAUUUUUUUUUUAAUCAUAUUAUCUGCUGAUUUAAGAGUGAGAUUUACUUUAUGGAAAUCAACUCAUUAAUAAAAACUCCAAGUUGCAAUACCAUUUCACAGUGAAAUAUUUUUGAGUAGUAGAGUUUUGUUGCUAGAAUAGUCAUGGGCAAGAGUUUUAUCAGCAAAAUGUUUCAAUUAUGUUAAUAAACCAGACAAUGCUA